This is a messenger RNA of Suillus plorans, 1704 nucleotides long. RefSeq lists its product as uncharacterized. The record is from RefSeq and is a predicted model, not a curated record. The coding region runs from base 1 to 1704 and encodes 567 amino acids. Lineage: Eukaryota; Fungi; Basidiomycota; Agaricomycetes; Boletales; Suillaceae. The transcript has 6 exons.
AUGGAGACCCAAGUUGCUGAAUUCGAAGACACCGAGUCAGAAUGGGUGAUUGACAAAGUACUGGCCCACUCAGGACGGCGCGUGGACUCCACAUUUCAAAUUUUGUGGAAGUCAGGGGAUAUCACCUGGCUGGUGUACGAUCAAAUAGCCGAGUUGGGGGCAUUAAAGGAUUAUUUCACCACGCUGGGCAUCGAAAAUGUCUCAGAAUUGGGUGAUGGACUUGGGAACCUCCCUACAGGGGACUCCCAAGUGUCAGCUGGGUGCUUAUCUCUCGGCGAGUCCACCUAUAAAGGACUCACCACCAUCCCAUCAUCCCCUGAAACCUCCUUUUCCCUAACCACCGACCACUCCUUGCUACUAUUUGCCUGCAACUUCACAAUCAACCCCAUGGCAUCUCUCCUUACUCGUAUUGGCGCCCGCAAGUUCACCAUCCCCAACGGCAUAGGCAAUGGGGACAUAAUGAUAGUCCUAGAGAUGCUCUGCACAUACCUCGAGCACAACACUCAUCUGCGCUCUGGGACAGCAACGGACUGGGCCACCCCUGCAGGUUAUGGAGAGUUCUCUCUGUCCUUUAAUAUGAUGCAAACCACAAAUGGACUCACCUCUCGCAUUGCCGAAGAAUCCUCCGAGGGACCCCGCAUCAGCGGGCCCUCCCCAUCCUUCGUUGACCUUGUUGGGGAAGAGGUACCCCCCAGCACCCAGGCUGCCCAUGCUCCUGCUCAACCACCACUGGAAGGUGGCCGCUGGAUUAACCCCCGCUGGGCUGAGUUGCUUGAAGAGGCACUGUGGAUGAACCUAGAGACGGCCAAACGGCAGAGAGAGUGGCGCGACCGAAGCAUUGCCAACAGAAAGGCCAAACGGGCGCGCCACACGUCUAGCCUGCCACCCAUCUAUCAGACCACAGAUUUGGGAGAGGGACCAAGUAACACUUGCCAGUGCUGCCGCGGUCCGGUCCAGAACUAUGGUUCGAACUGGACUUUUGGUCCAGUUCUCCGCGAACCAGACCGGAAAAAGGUUCUCGGUUCUAGGUCUUCCCCAACGGUCCCGUUCUGGUUCAGCCUUGCCGAACCAUUCCGAACCAUUAUCGACUUUGACUUUGACUUUGACUGUGACAACUUCGGUCUCCACGUCAAACUGUUGUCUUCGGGAUUCGCACUACGGUUAAUCAGGCUACCUUUAGCCUUUUUGAAGAUUGAGGGUAUGGAAACCGAACCUCCCAUCGAUACUUAUGCAUGGGAGACCAUGCCUGAGAGCUUGACACUCGCUUCUGUCUGCUCCAUUGCGCUUCAAGAGCUAGAUACCUCAUUCCUGCAGGUGCGACUGUCAUUGGCAACCAUUGGUUCAAUCCUCAAUGUUGGAUUGACGAUGCAGGUCGUGUGCACAAUGAUCUCUGGUUUUUCACUUUUGGCUUUGGCCGUCGAACCCUCCACUCAUUCACCCAUUCGACAUCAACCAUAUGGAUGCUUCGAUGCUGCCGCCUCUGUCGGACCCUCGCUGCUCUCGCCACCAUCUCUUCCUGCUGCUUGCCGUUAUCCCUCACUGCUGCUCACCAUUAUCCCAUCUCUUGCUGCUGCUUGCCGUUAUCCCUCGCUGCUCUCGCCACCAUCUCUUGCUGCUGCUCGCCAUUAUCCCUCGCUGCUGCUCGCCAUUAUCCCUCGCUGCUGCUCGCCGUUAUCCCCACCAGUCCUCGACCCAUGCUCAUGA